Messenger RNA from Heterobilharzia americana, 4602 nucleotides. NCBI's taxonomy places the organism in Eukaryota, Metazoa, Platyhelminthes, Trematoda, Strigeidida, Schistosomatidae. The record is from the annotation of a GenBank genome assembly.
UUUGAAGGUUGUGGCGUCACUUUUGUAUCUUAAGCAUCUGAACUGUGUGGUGAGGGUACUGUUGUGUCCGUCGGUUUACUUUUCGCUUAUUUACCUGUUUGGUUGGUGUGAAAUUAUUGUUUUGCACAAACACUCGAGCACGAUCGUGCUAUUUACAGUUCAUUGUCAGUGUAUGUAUCAGUUAUUAACCUUCGUACAUGAAGUGAUUAUAUAUUAGAUUCCACCAUAGCUAUUAGAAGAGUUCUACUGCAGGCUAUUGUCCAUCGGUGUUAGAAUUGCAUAGAAAAAUGGGAUUUAUUGUCCUUUUAACUAAUAUUUACCAUACACACUAGUGAUCUCCAAACUUCUUCCAAUAGUUGGUUCGGGACUGAAUUAAUUCUGAAAAACAGCUGUUUUCAUAGGAGUGAAUUCAUGCGCCACAGUUGCCUAAUUCCGGAAAUCCGUUUUAAACCUGUACUUGAGGAGAGUUAACAGCGUUACCAACAGUGUAAACCUGUUUUAGUCGAGUUGUAUUUCUGAUGUUCUCGGUCAUCCCAUUUCUCACCACGUGGUUUAGCAAUCGUAAUGCAGUUGGUAUUUGGAUGUAUAAUUCCAAACGCACACUUGCCGUUCACUGAACUUACAUCAUGUUAAAAUUUUGUGAACAAUUUAUCGGAGCCUAAUAAUUGUCCUGUUGAAUGUAUGCUAAUCCUUUCGUUGACCAGCUACCUCAGUAGUUUACUGAUUCAAAACCCCCUUCAGAUGGCAACAUAACAGCCAGACGGCAUUGUAGGCUCAUGGGUGUUGUUGACCUCCAGGCACCAUGUUACUUAGUUCUGUACAUACAGAACUAGGGCACAUAAAUUCUCACUCCCUAAAUUCAAUCCAUGUGUUCCACACUCAAGUGAUAAAAAUGAGCCUCAACGAUGACUGUCAUAAACGUAGACAAGCGUGGCUUAUAGCCCAAACAUCAUUGUUAUUUUGUGUAGGUGCACCUGAGUCAGAAGACUAAAAAUAAGCAUUUUCAAAAUAUCUACAGUUUGCAUGGACCAACUCUAGCCCAUUGCAACAAACCGCAACACAUAAAAACACACUUGUUGUGCUUGAUUGUAGAGAAAAUCAUGACCUUGACUGCUGGAGUAUGUUCAGUCGGUCAGUGUCAGCAUGGGACAGCAUUACGGUUUAACGGCCCAUCUUGCUACACCCUGUAUCAUCAUACCAAGCGAGAAUGAAAUAAGGAAGAAAGCAGUUGUGUUAGUCGCGAAAAGACAACUAGGUGGAAUGAGAUAAUUAUGAAAUUUGGUAUUGGAGAAUAUAAAAGUCAAUUGUGAGGUCUUACCAACUCAGUUAGCUAGGAUACGUUUCACGCAUGCUUUGUCCUCCCUUGCCUCAUCUCAUGUUGGCUAAAGUAAAUUCAGGUUGAAAAAGGUUAAUGAUGGUUUGAUUAAAAUAUGGUAGCAGCCCGCGAAUCCUCCGACUUUUGGUUCGAGCCCUGUUACGAAAUGUAGAAUUCAUAGACGAAACCUGUGUGACGACAGAAACCAGUGACUCAUGACCCUAGGUGAUUUUUAGAAUCCGUACACAAGGUUCAGAUGUUUCAACACAUAGUCAUCUUAGUCUACAUACUAAAUUCGUCCCCAGCUAUUAUUGUCUCCUGCUGUCCAGUCAUAACCUGAUUGGGAAUUUCGGAUAGGUCGUCUUACUAACAGGAGUUAAUAAAACUGUAAAUAGCCUAGAAAAGGAAGGGCAGCAGACGCCAGUGGGGUCGUACCACAGGUGUUUAAGGACUUUGGUCAGGUAUUAUUGGCUAAGGUAAGUGAAGUGUUAACUAUCCAAUGGAAAUUAGAUAUGAGCUCCUUUAGCUUAUUUUAUUGAUGAGGAAGUUUACUAAUUGAUCAUACUGAUGUUGGUCGGCGAAAUUUAGUCUAUCUGAGCAGUUCGGCUCCUUAGGCUGAAUUUGGGCGUUAAUUAACUGAACAGGGGGAAGCGAAUGUUUAGAUCACUGUAGUUUGAGUGGCGAAAUCUAUGGAUAGUCUGGAGACUUUCUAAUUGCUCAUCGUAUUCAGAGAGAACCAACGUAGAACCUCACACAGUGCAUUAGUCCAAGUUGCCACACUUCACAAUAGUAUGCGAAGAACAGGUGGACAAAAAGUGAUGUCACGGUACGCAGAGAUGUUUGAGAAAAGGAACCAUGUAAUGGUAACAGUUAGUGCAAAUAUUCAGCUUUAGAUGUGAAGAAGUAUAUACAUCUGCACCAAUGUGGUCGAUUUUCAGCCACGUUACUAAGAGUCCUCAACCGCUGAUUCCUAUUAUCUCAGGAACCUCCGCCAGGUAGUUAACAUCUCGUCACAUCGCUCAGAGCAACAUUCAGAGACUUUGGGAACUAGUACCACGUAUGGAUCUGGUCACCAUGAACUCUCAACUUAAUCCAAUCUUCCUUGGCAUGGCAUGUUGAGGUAAGCGGUGGAUCACCACGUGCAGUGGACGUUCAAGUUACCUCAACAAUCAAUUUUUAUUAUUGUAUAGCUCAGAUUAAGUGCUUCUUACUAACUCCACUCAUCUUACGACUCAUGGUUGCGAAAUAAUUGCAUGUUUAAUGAAACUGAUCGUUGUGUUUUACACUAGUUUCUCUGUGUGAAACCAGUUUUUCCCUUUUCAUGUGUUCUUGAAAUCUAAUAGUUAAAUGUAUGUAUAAUUGAAAUCGCAUGAAAAUAAGGACAACGAAUUGGGUUUUUUUCUGUUGUAAGAAGAAAAGAGACGAAAGACUGAAACCUGAAGGUUUGCAAAUAUUUUGUCUUGCACUUAGGUCAGUCGGCCAUUCGUGGGUCUGUGUAAAGCGUAGUAAGUGUAGCAGUAUUACAAUAAGUGAGGCGGGCAGGAAGUGAGUCGUGAUUAGAUCAGGGUUAUAUAGUUUGAAGUUAUUUUUUCAAGCACAUGAUAUUGAUAUGCGUAUCGGAGACAUGAUACUCAUUUAUCACUUCAGAUUUCGGAGUUUUAGCGCACUAUGUUUAUUAUCCGAUUUCACAUGGUAUCGAACGUUGAAAGCUUUUAUGGUUUCCGGAGACUUAGCAUGGUGUUUCGCUGGCCUAAAUCUUAAGCAUUGUCGUAGGGUGAGAAAUUGAGGAAGCUGCAGGAGGCGUAAUAGUGGUAUGCGAAGUAAAGACAAAGUGAGACGAAGGUAAGGUAGGUGUUAUUGUUGGGUGAGGCUAAAAGUUAUCCUCAGGAGUUAUCGGGCCUGUCCUAGAGUGUAUCGUUUUUGUGAAGAUGCACAUAUUUUAUGUGUUCUGUAUGAAAAUUUUACAUAUUUGUUGUUUUUACAGUGUUGUUUAUCAUCGAAUCGUGUUUCAUGCCGUUUAUUCAUAUGCGAAGUAUUGGCUACACUUCCUUUUCUUAGGCGAAAAGUAAGUAUAGCUAUUCAGUAUGAAUGAUGCUAACAGAUCAUAGUGAGUAAGUUGAGGCUUCAAAUUAUAACAAUUGCAGUGUUCACCUCAGAAUAUAUGCAUACCGAACACAGAAAACGCAUUUUCACAUAAAACGCUAUAACACCUGAGGAUAACUUUUAGCCUCACUCUUUAUUGUUAGUUUUUGCUUAUGUUGCUGGUGUGGUGGUUGCUGCUAUCCAGUGCUGACAUAGAAAAAGUCGUUUCUGUGAGUUGCCUGUGAAAGAAAAUGGAUUACUUUUGCGUCGCAGAAGAGCCGACUGUUUUCAGCUCCUCACCUCUUCCUCUAAGGAGAACAGCACCAGCAAUAAACUGAUGGCCAUGCAAGGGAAACACCUAGCUACCGUCACACCUCAUCCAGCCAGCGGUAUGCCCUCGCUAUCGAACCCCCAUUAUAGCGUAGUCUAUAGACACUUUAGUGGCGACUGCUUUUUUCUCACUACUAUUCAACAGACCUUUCUGGUAUAGUUGUACCUGGGGACGAACAGAUAUUCCUACCCGUAUAGCCCUGUGUCAUUGUCACAGAAAAACCUAACCACUAGGUCAAGUUAGCAGCUGUAUUUAUGGUGACAGAUUUCUCAAAAAUCAUUCGUAUGUGUUCGGUUAUCAUUCUAUUGAGUGGGUUGUUUUACCACUUAGUUACUGAAGAUGUUUCUUAAGAUGCGCAUACUCCAAUCCUUUAAAUAGAUGGAUUCACGCGUUGCAAUGCUUAUCAUCCAGGUCCUUAAAUACGUGUAGAGAACUUAGUUUGAAAUGCAUUGCGCUUUCAACUUCUCAUGCUUGGCUAAGGAACUCCAUAAGAAAACGUCUUAUAAAUUGAAGUUUUUAGAGUGAUUUGUCAUAUAAUUGUGUCCCUAAUAGGCAGCAAAAAUAAUGUAGUCAUGCAUAUCUGUACGUAAAAUUUCAACUGUUUAUGUGAAACUUUAUCAAAUACAAAAGGUUGAUUUUUUAGAAACCACGAUGAGUUUAAACUUUACGGAUGAUGAAUUAGUCAAUAUGACAACCUCUGACCUUCGACUGUUAUUAGAGCAAAAUCGUGUAACAAUUGAGGAACACAAAGAACUUCGGAAUCGUAGACGCCGCUUGCAAAAUAGAAGAUAUGCUCGCAAGUGUGCCAGCAAAAAACAAUCUGAAGUGGAAAGACUAACUUCAGAGGUUGAAGAAGAAGUUGUUGAGAUCCAAG